Molecule: messenger RNA, 846 nt
Organism: Elaeis guineensis (African oil palm)
Lineage: Eukaryota; Viridiplantae; Streptophyta; Magnoliopsida; Arecales; Arecaceae
Source: RefSeq, a predicted model, not a curated record
ACUUGACCUGAAAGGAGUAGACGGAUGUGAGUCCUUGGUGGGGGGAGAGAGAGAGAGAGAGAGAGAUGGGUUGCUAUCCUUUUUGCAAGAUGAUGUCCAGGACACUCAGGAAGUGCAGCGGCAAGGGAAGGAGAAGGCCGAAAUAUUAUUACCCCCGUGGGACACCAGCGACAAAGAACGUAACUUUCGGCAACGACUCCGUUGUCAUAAUCUCUCCUGAACCGGAACAAACCGCGACCUUGACAAAGCACUGCCCGAUCCAACCGGCGGCCGACGUCUCCCCCACUCUCCACGCCGAGAUCGCCCAAAACAAAGAACCGGACCAGGUCCAUGUCCGGUUCGCCGAUGAACCGGAACCGCACCCCUACCCGGACCCGCACCCCCGAGCUAAUCCGCCCUGCCCGAGCCGACACGAAUCGGGUCCGGUUUAUAUGGCGUCGAGUUACCGCUACAUGCCGUCACCGUUGCCGAGAUGGGAUGAAGGGGAGCGGAGGAGGCCGGAGUACUUUGGCGGCGAGUAUCGUUACUAUCCCACCCCUGUUCGUGAGGGAAUCUACAGCAUUGCCACCGACGCCAAUCGCCUAACAACCAUCUUUAGCGAGGAGAAUCCCAAUGCGUGUAAUAUUGUGUGAGUGAAAGGUUUGUGGCUUUAGGUUUGCAUGUUUGUAUUUUCGAUUGCUUUCUACUGUUUUUAGUCCUUUUAGCCGAGAAUCUGAUACCCAUGGACAUGAAAAAGAUGCCAGUCUGUGCAUUUGGUAGGCAUUGAUUGUAUUGAGAAUGUUGUGGGCGCAGACUACUUUCACAAAGGAAGGAGAAUAAUCAAAAGUGGCGGGCUUAUCGAUUCCA